Brachypodium distachyon (stiff brome) is the source of this 2156-nucleotide messenger RNA. RefSeq names its product U3 snoRNP-associated protein-like YAOH. Gene Ontology annotation, molecular function: snoRNA binding; protein binding. The coding region runs from base 77 to 1648 and encodes 523 amino acids. The record is from RefSeq and is a predicted model, not a curated record. The transcript has 7 exons. Lineage: Eukaryota; Viridiplantae; Streptophyta; Magnoliopsida; Poales; Poaceae. Gene Ontology annotation, cellular component: small-subunit processome.
CCGCGGCAGAAAAGGAUCCUAAAACCCUAGCUCAGCCCGGCUCCUUCCUUCUCCUGCCCCCACCGCCCACCCACCAAUGGCGCCGCGCGGUAACCGCAGCAGCAAGAAGCCUCCGCCGCCGCGGACGCGGGGCAAGGGCAAGCGGCCCUCCUCCGCCGCCGGAGACGACCCCUUCUUCGAGGCGGAGCCCAAGCGCCGCCGCGGCCGCUUGGACGAGGACAUCGAGAGCGGGGAGAGCGACGACGACGGCCUCGCGCUGGGCGGCGCUGUCGUUGGAGGGGACGAUGAGGAUGAGGGGGAGAAGGAAGUGGAGGAGACGGCCGGGGAGAAGAAGAUGCGGCUCACCAAGGAGUACCUGGAGAAGAUCGCCGACGCGGUGAAGCGGCGCAAGGAGGAAGAUGAAGUUGAUGACGACGAUGACGAAGAUGAUGAUGAUGAGGAGGGGGAGGAUGCGGUCGGUGGGAGGCGCGUCGCCAAGGUCCUACGGAAGAAGCAGCUCCAGGAGAGCGGCAGGCAGCGCUUGUGCCUCGCCGCGAGGGUGUUGUCGCCGGGCCAGGAGGAUGGAUUCGAAUUUAUAGCGAAGCACCGGCACCCAGUGACUGCGGUUGCUUUGUCCAAGGAUAGUGACAAGGGGUUUUCGGCGUCGAAAGAUGGAGUUAUCCUCCAUUGGGACGUGGAGACCGGCAAAAGCGACAAGUAUUUGUGGCCAAGUGAAAAAGUGUUAGUUUCACACCAUGCUAAAGCUCCCCUGUCCAAAAAGAGAAGCCAGCAUGUGCUUGCGCUGGCUGUAAGUUCGGAUGGGCGGUACUUGGCAACCGGCGGCUUGGACAGGCAUAUCCAUUUGUGGGAUGUUCGGUCACGGGAGCACAUACAGGCAUUUAGUGGCCAUAGAGGGCCAGUCUCAUGUCUUGCUUUUGGGCUAGACUCUUCAGAGCUAUUCUCUGGUUCUUAUGAUCGUUCAAUAAUGCAAUGGAAUGCUGAAGAUCGAACAUACAUGCACUGCCUAUAUGGUCAUCAAGCUGAAAUAUUGACAACGGAUGCACUCAGCAAAGAUAGACUUCUGACUGUAGCACGGGAUAGAACAAUGCAUCUUUGGAAGAUACCAGAGGAGUCACAGCUGGUCUUUCGUGCACCUGCUGUGUCAUUGGAGUCCUGCUGCUUUAUCGAUGACAAGGAAUAUUUGUCUGGGUCAGAUGAUGGAAGCCUUGAGCUUUGGAGUGUAAUGAGAAAGAAGCCUACUCACAUAAUAAAAAAUGCACAUCCAGCAUUAACUUCUAGUUCACCUGACGGUGCUGAUGAGAAGUUACCCAAAGAAAAUGGAGCUUGUAAAUCUGAAGGCUUUUCAUCAGCUCAUUCAUGGGUUAGUGCUGUUGCGGCAAGAAAAAAUUCUGAUCUGGCUGCAUCAGGAGCAGCAAAUGGUGUUGUCCGCCUUUGGACUAUUCAACCUGAUUCAAAAGGGAUGAAGCCAUUAUUCGACUUAGCAUUGGAUGGCUUUAUCAAUUCUCUUGCAAUCGCAAAAUCGGGACGUUUCAUUGUAGCUGGAGUUGGCCGAGAACCUCGUCUUGGGAGAUGGGGUCGUGUCCAGACAGCCAAAAAUGGAGUUGCAAUUCACCGUCUCAGUCUAAAAGAUGACACUGAGGAUUUGUAGGUAGAUAGUCGGCGCAUUGAGAAACCCCGCGGCUUGUUCAUACACUGCCAAGAUGAGAAAGAUUGUACCAACACCAUAAGUGUCACACAUGCAGCUGAAAUAUCCAGGAGUACUACAAUUCUAUGAUGCACCAGCUUACCAUUCCGGUCACUGGUCAGCCAUGGCCCAACCAUUGAAGCACUGAUGAAAAGGCAUCGGAUAGUUUGAUCUAGCAUGAUCCCGAGCAGUCAUUUUCUGGGGAAUGUGAUGCCCUAUUUUUUUUCUUAAUUUUCAUGAAAAGGGCAGGUGCAGUGUUUUUUUCUUCUUAACUCUUGUUGCGUCCUGUCUGAAAUCACUGACACGGACAAAUGCUGAAUCCCUGAGGCAGCCUUUUGCAGGAGAAAUUUUUUGUGGUGUUAUUGGGUAGACGUUCUCUGUAAUAUCAAGUUUUGUGGCUGAUAGUGAUCUUUGAUCAAACGGAAAUUUAAAUUAUUUUCCCUUUGGGAAUAUAUGGGGGACGUCGCAAUCA